AUGGAGAAAACUUUCUAUCUUAAUGGCAAACCUCUUGUUUAACCUCCAUUAACAAUUGAACAACGAUUAAAUGAGCGUCUUGCUAGAACUGGAUAUUAGAUUGAAGAUAUAAAUAGACUCAAUGAACGUCCGAAAUUAUAAAUUGUAGUUAUAUUACUAAUGAUCAAAGAUUGAUCUUGAUGGAUUAACUUCUGGAUAUUUGAAUAAAAAUUAAAUCUUUUAGAUGCUCAAAUAAUAAAUUAUGAAUUGGAAUGAAAAAGUUACACUUAAUAGAGCAUAAUAACUUGAAUUAAAAGAUCCAUUUAUCUAUGAUAAUCUUUAUAGAUAAUUGAAAAAUUCAUUACUUGAAGUAGCCUGUACUAGAAAUAACUAAUAAUAAUUAGAAUUUCUAAAUAAAGUUUAAAUUUGGUUCUUUCGUUAAUUACCAAAAUCAUAAAAAUAAUAAUUAUCUUAAUCACUUAUAGAAAAGACAGACAAUGUAAUAUGUAUAUUCUAAUUUUCAGACAUUGUAAUAUAUUCCCAAUAAUUAUAAUGAAAGUAUGUAUGCAUCUGGAAUUGAAGAUUAUACAUUAAAAUAUAGAUCAACACAUCCAGAUUUUGAUCCUCCUGAAGAUAGAGUAAAAAGUUAUCACAGAAAAAAUUUACUUUCAGAUACAAGUACUAGACCUGGUACAACUCCAGGAUUAAUGGGUUUUUCAUAAUAUACAAGACCCUAAACUUCAUAAACUACUUAUAAAAUGGUAGAUUAAGUUGAUAAACUCUCAAGACCAAGAACAAAUUAAUAAUAUUCUGUUAUUAAACAAUAAGCCUCUUGGAUGUAUGAUACAAAUUUUCCUGUUUUUGAAACUUUUGAAGAAUAAUAAAAAAGUACUAGACGUUAAAUUUAAAGAGAGGAAUCUCCACUUAAAGCUGAUAGACCUAGUGAUAGAGAUAAAUUAGAUUAAAUAGAAGGGCUAGAAUAAGAAUAAGAUGAAGAAGAAUCUCCUGAUAAAAUUGAUGGUACAUAAAAAAAUAUACAAUCACAAAAAGAUAUUUCACCUAAGAGAAAAAAAAAGAAAAAAGAAAGAAAUAAUAAAUAUAUUAGUAUUGCACCCGAAUUAAAGACUUACAAAGCUGAUAAAGACACUUAAUUAGUUUAUUAAAUUGGAUAAAAUGAUAGAUUUGGAGAAUUAUAAGGUGCAUUUAAUAAUUAUGAUCCUUCUAAUAAUGAUGAUAAAAUGUCUAUUACCAGACUUAAUCAGUAUUAUUAAGAAUUAAGAAUAAAAGAAAUUAGAGAAUAAAGAGAAGAUAUUGAAAUGGUUUAAAAUAUGAAAGAUUGGGCAGCAAAUAAAAGUAGAAUUGAUGAAAUAAUAUUAUAAUCUGAAUAUGUAUAAAUAUGUAUAUUAUAAAUAUUUAGCUAUAAUCUUUCGGAUCUCAGUUUACAAAUAUUGGUAUCAAAAUGUCUGAAAUCUAUGAAUCUAAAAAGAUGGAUCUUGUAGAAGAAAAAGCUUAUGCUAAUUAUUUAAAUAAAACUUCAUUACCAAAAGGUAGAAAUAUCUAAAGUUCAUUUCCAGUCACUAAAAUUAUUUAAAACACUGUUAUGCCUACCUAAGUUGAUGAUGAAGUUGAAGAUUUUUAAUCUAAAAAUGCUUAUUUAGAAUUAAGAAUUAAUUCAUAAAAACUUUAAUAAUUAAAAAGAGCAAGAGGUAGUUGGUUACCUGGAGAUAUAUAAAAUAAUCCUAGCGUUGAAAGUAUUUCAAAUAAUCGAUCAUUAUCUUCCAGUUGUUUUAGAAGUGCUUAACCUUCAAAACAAUUUAGUGCUAUUUUCAAAAGUCAUAGUAUUAAGUCUGAUAUAGAUAAAUAAGUAUUUUAUAAUUACUUAAAUUUAGAUUAAUGAAAUUAAUUUCUUAAAAAAUAGAUUAGCCUCAGAAAAAAGAUUUGUUCCUAUUACUAUACUAUAAAAAUCUAUUGUAAUUCCUUAAGGACACUUAAAUCCUCAAAAGAUUCCAUUACCAAAACCUGGUAUUUUGCUGGCUAAUAUUCCUGAUACAAGUAAAAAAACUAGAGGUAAAAAAAAGAAAUCUAAGAAAUGA
Paramecium sonneborni is the source of this 2072-nucleotide messenger RNA. NCBI's taxonomy places the organism in Eukaryota, Ciliophora, Oligohymenophorea, Peniculida, Parameciidae. The record is from the annotation of a GenBank genome assembly.